Symbiodinium natans is the source of this 1587-nucleotide messenger RNA. The record is from the annotation of a GenBank genome assembly. NCBI's taxonomy places the organism in Eukaryota, Dinophyceae, Suessiales, Symbiodiniaceae.
AUGCCGCAAGCUUUUAAUUCGAGGAAUGCCCGGUUCAUCUGGGCUGCGAUUGGAGCACUCGCUGACGAUGCUGCCCAUUGUGACGCUGAUACUAUCGUUAGGAGCAAAUCGCUUGGUCUUACAGUCGAUGCUCGUCGUCUGCAACUACCCAGCGCACCGCCACUUCAAGAGGCCUUCGAGUCGAUGGCCGCUCUGGAACGAGGAGAGGUAGCCAAUCCGGACGAAGGCCGGCAAGUCGGGCACUACUGGCUUAGGGAUCCUGGGCUCGCUCCGGAGGAGAUACGUGAGGAGAUCUACAGCAGCUGGGCGCAGAUUGAUUAUCUUACACGGGAGGCCUCUGCAAGGAAUGUCACUUCGCUGCUCCUUCUGGGCAUCGGCGGCUCAGCCCUCGGCCCGCAGCUCUUGUCAGAGGCCUUGGGCCCGGGAUCACGGCGGAUUGCUUUCCUUGACAACACGGACCCUGAUGGCUUCCACAUGGUGCUGAGCACGAUCGAGCCAGCCUCUACGUGGGUUCUGGUGAUGUCCAAGUCCGGUGGGACGGUUGAGACACGCAACGCCUUGAUCGAGACGAAGGCACACUUCCGCUCCCGUGGCGUGGACUUCGCCUCACGGUCUUUGGCCGUGACCUGCGCCGGCUCACGCCUGGAUCAGAUGGCCAUCAAAGAGAACUGGCGUGACCGGCUCCACCUUUGGGAGUUCGUUGGGGGUCGGACCUCCUGGGCUUCUGUUGUGGGCCUGCUGCCCGCGGCACUUUUGGGCAUGGACUGGAGAUCUCUCCUGAGGGGUGCAGCCGCCUGCGAUGCUUCCACCCGAGUUGCAGAUGCCGAGAACCCUGCCACCCUGCUGGUUCGUGCCUGGCAUUCUCUUGCGGGGCGCGCCAUGGUGGUCUUGCCAUACAGGGACCGGUUGCAGCUGUUUGGGCGCUACUUGCAGCAGUUGGUGAUGGAGUCUCUCGGCAAGGCAAGGGACGUGCAGGGUACCUUGGUGAACCACGGCCUGACAGUGUACGGGAACAAGGGAUCGACGGACCAGCAUGCCCUUUUGCAGCAGCUACUGGACGGCCCUGAUGAUUACUUUGCCGUUUUCGUCGCGGCUCUCGAGGGAGCUCAUGACAAGGAAAGCAAGGAGGUCGAAACCGGAGUCACCAGCAGCGACUAUCUCUUGGCUUUCCUCAUCGGCACACGACGUGCGCUGACUGCGGCCGGACGUAGGAGCCUUACCAUCACGUUGCAGCGUGUGGAUGCUUUCCAUUUGGGAGUACUUCUCGCUCUGUUUGAGAGGGCGGUCGGGCUCUAUGCUGCCUUGAUUGGAGUCAAUGCCUACAACCAGCCUGCUGUGGAGUCCGGGAAGCGGGCUGCAUCCCGCGUCCUUGCUCUCAUGCUGAACCUCCGAGACAAUGUGACAUCGGCUGCCAGCGACGCAGACCAGGAUGACGUGGAGAUGCUGCGAGAAUACCUUGCGCUUCAGCAGAGCGAGAGAAAGCCAUCGCUGCCCACGCACGCAACACCACAGCUUCAAGCAUGCAAGCGCAAUCGCACGGAAUCGCUCUCAAGUCAAGCUCUGUGCGACGGGAGCGAGACUGGGUGA